AUGGAAGUUGCAUUCUUGAUGACAACUUUCGAAGAGUUCAUACAAUCACUUGUGGAAGACCUCAUGACAAGCGGGAGGAACGAAGUCGUAGCGGCAGCCAAAAACAUAGCGAUGAAAGUAGAACGUGGGACUCUACAAACAAGCGAGAUCGACGAAGCAAUGUUGGAACAAGAACUGAUGACCAACAUGGGAGAGUUGGCAAACCCUGAUCUGUUGAUAAGGACAAGCGGUGAACUCAGACUUAGCAACUUCCUUCUGUGGCAGUUGGCCUAUUCACAGUUCUAUUUUUCAGAUAAAUUAUUUCCUGAUUUUGGUGAACAAGAUCUCCUUAAAGCGCUUGCUUCUUAA
Salvia hispanica is the source of this 348-nucleotide messenger RNA. The record is from RefSeq and is a predicted model, not a curated record. Lineage: Eukaryota; Viridiplantae; Streptophyta; Magnoliopsida; Lamiales; Lamiaceae.